Molecule: messenger RNA, 1608 nt
Organism: Cryptomeria japonica (Japanese cedar)
Lineage: Eukaryota; Viridiplantae; Streptophyta; Pinopsida; Cupressales; Cupressaceae
Exons: 5
Coding region: 1-1608 (535 amino acids)
Source: RefSeq, a predicted model, not a curated record
AUGGGACAAUUCACGGCAGGUGACUGCGGGAUUGACUGCGAGAUUAGAGAGAAUUCACGGCAGGUGACUGCGGGAUUGACUGCGAGAUUAGAGAGAAUUCGCGCAGUGGGAGAAUUCACGCCAUUUGCAUAUCGCGACAACUUUGCAUGGACACAUUGCACAACAAUUCCUGGUAGCACGAAGGUCAAGUGCAAUUGGUGUGAAGAUGAUAUCAGUGGUGGAAUUUAUCGUUUCAAAUGGCAUUUCUCAAAAGAACGAAAUAACACCGAAAUAUGCAAAAAAUGCCCUGUAGAUGUCUCGUAUCAAGAAAAACAAUCUCUUGAAGGGAUUGCUGAGAAUAAGGCCAAAAAGGCAAGAAUUGGGGUUGAACUAGGUUCUACUUCUACAAAUCCUAGGAUGCACGAUUUGGGUGAGGAUGGUGAAGAUGGGAGUUUCGGGGAAUCUGGGUCGACACAUAAUUCUAUAGCACGUGGACCAAACACAGGUGGAGGAAACACAAAUGCUUUCUUCCAACCUCGUACCACACCGGGAUCACAAACCACUUUGGAGAGUACAGGAUGGAGGAAAACUGUAACUGAACAAGCAAAGAAGGCAAUUGCUAAUUAUUGGUACUCCUCUCACAUGACAUUCCAUGCUUCCAGAAAUCCAUAUUGGCAACCCAUGGUAGAUGCUAUUGCAGUUGUAGGUCCUGGGUUUCAAGCCCCAUCUUAUGAAUCAUUGAGGGUUGGUAUGUUGAAAGAUGCAGUAGAGGAUGUUCAAGAUGUUGUUAAACAACAUCGAUUGCAGUGGGCUAGAACUAAUUGCAGCAUCAUGUCGGAUGGUUGGACAGAUAGAAGGAACCAAACUCUCAUUAACUUCUUUGUCUCUUUUACAGAUGUAGGGCCACAAAAUGUGGUUCAAUUUAUCACAGACAAUGUUGUUGCUUGUGUUGCUGCAGGGAGACUUCUGACAGAUAAAUAUCCUUCCAUAUUUUUUACACCAUGUGCAACACAUUGCCUUGAUCUAACCCUAGAGGACAUUGAAAAAAUUGAAUGGGUUAAGGCAACAUUUCAGAAAGCUCACAAGGUUAUCAAAUUUGUUUAUAAUCACACAAGGGUUUUGGCUAUAGUGUGCUCUUUCACAAGAGGCAAGGAGCUAGUUCGACCAAGAGUGACAAGAUUUGUAACAUAUUUCCUUGCAUUACAAACAUUAUGUGAACAAAAAGAAUUUUUAGAGCCUUUAGUAAAAGUCUUGAGACUAGUGGAUGGGGAUAAACCCCCCAUGGGAUAUGUGUAUGAGGCCAUGGAUAGGGCCAAGGAGGUGAUAAGGAGUAAGCUAGAAAAUAACAGGGAUAGGAAAACACUAAUUUCUACAUGGGCAAAAUCAGGAACUAUUGAGGAAUGCUUGCCAAUUGACCUCGAUGAGAUAUAUCCAGAGUGCAAGUUGAUUGCUGCUGAUGAUGUUGAUGAUGAUGAUGAUGUUGACGAUGAUUAUGUUGUUGUUGAUCAUCCGCUUGAGUUUGAAGAUUUUGAUAUCAUGAGGCAAGCCAACUUUCGUCCUGAAUGGGUUGAACGAAUUAGGACAGGCUCUUACCCAGGAGCUUCAUCAUCAGGGCCUCCUGCCCUCUAG